This is a messenger RNA of Amaranthus tricolor (Joseph's coat), 806 nucleotides long. RefSeq lists its product as uncharacterized. NCBI's taxonomy places the organism in Eukaryota, Viridiplantae, Streptophyta, Magnoliopsida, Caryophyllales, Amaranthaceae. Bases 277 to 681 code for a protein of 134 amino acids. The record is from RefSeq and is a predicted model, not a curated record. The transcript has a single exon.
AGAAAAUAUAAAACAAUCAAAAAUAAAACAAAGAAACAUAUUUUUUCCUCUCCACAUCUUUCUCUCUCUUUCUUAAGAAGAGGGAGAAAGAGCUCCAAACAAAGAGGGCGGGAGAAUAUUAAGGAUCAAUCAAAACAUUUAUAUGUUUCAUCAAAAAAUCAAUUUUAUAGGUGUGUCUCGAUCAUCUCAGCUAGAAAGUUGAUGCUUCUUUUCUCGAGAAUUUUACUCUUGUAUGCAAUUCUAUGUACAUCAUUUCAAUAAACAUAAAAACAUAAUAUGGGAACAGAGGUAUUAUGCACCCAAAACUGUCUAGUUAACCCAAAGUCAAAAAUACUAUUCAGUCACCACACCACCAACCCUGGAUCAGGAUUUGGGUCAGACUCAAGGUUAAGAUCAAAAUCAAGGUCAAGAAUAGGUUCAAAGAAUAAGAAGGAAAAAUAUUAUUAUAGGACAUCAAUAGUAAAUAAGAGACAAUAUAUUGGCACAAGAGAUAUGAAAGCAUCAACCAAGAAUCACAAAGGGCAUUUCAAAAAAGAUAAUUCAAAUUCACAAUAUGCUGGAACAACUUUUGUUAUUUCGCCUUCACCAACAUCUCUACCAUUACCAUCUUUUUCAAAUAGGAUGAUGCCUAUAGAUGGAUUUGCUACCAAAGAACUUAGACGUCUACUUCGUCUUGAAUGAAAAACUUCAUUACAUGUAUAUGGGGACAACAAUAUAAUGCUAGGUUCCCCAUAUCAUUUAUCUAAAUUAAACCCAUUAACUUAGCAUAAAUAUGUCACCAUUGACAUAGAUUUAUUAUGCAUAGA